Messenger RNA from Saccostrea echinata, 2492 nucleotides. RefSeq lists its product as uncharacterized. The transcript is spliced from 8 exons. The record is from RefSeq and is a predicted model, not a curated record. NCBI's taxonomy places the organism in Eukaryota, Metazoa, Mollusca, Bivalvia, Ostreida, Ostreidae. The coding region runs from base 98 to 1699 and encodes 533 amino acids.
CGCUAAAUGGUAUCGCACAACCUCUUGGAAACCGCUAUUUGGCUCCCUUGGGAGAUUUUGAAAUGCUCUGAUUACUCAACUAGCACUGUUUUCUGGAAUGGAAAAAAAUCAGGAUAAGAAACAACGUGAUCUUAAAAACUAUUGCAGACAUUUAUUCAAAUUUGUUCACGUUGAAAUGAACGUUUUGCAGGAUUGCACUGCUAAAGCAAUGAAGUCACGUGACGCACUGCAAAGCAACGUUUUUACGAGGUUUAGGAAACCGAGGGAAAAUAGAACACGCUGGUAUAUCCUGUUUGCAGCAGCAGUUUUGGUCACUUCUUUAGCAGUCGUGGCAAUCACUUUAGCAAUUUAUUUUGGAACUGGGAAAGACAAUGUAAAUUCAGAUGAAGGACAAGUUGAAACCAUUCGCCUUGGUCCAGAUGCCCAAGACUCUACAGACAGUCCCUCGACAAAGGGUCCAUUUAUCACCAAACUGACCUCUCAUUACCCAUCAUCUACCUCAAAAAAGGCAACCUCUCAAGGAAUCUCUUCUGACGAUACGUACACGAAAUCUGCAACUUCUCAUGUGCAUAAACAGACGACUAAGUCCAGAAGCAGCGAGUCAACGUCUGCAAGUCAGACGACAAAAUCGUCACACCGUUCCACCACAGAAACUCGAACUACCUCACUGAGUUCCCAUACAUCCGCCACCAUUGCAGACGACCAAACCACAAAGGUCACCCAGUCCACUCAAGGAUCCACGGAAACCGUCACAGAAUACCCUCUAAGACCUACUUUAACCGUCCAAACCAACAACAUUGUGUUACCGUACUCAAAAGCCGUGCUCAGUGUCAGCUGUGUGACGAUGUAUGCCAGACAGUGGAGGGAGAUGAGGAUCUACCGUCAAAUGGAGGGGGAUUCCAUCGUAAGCCUCGUUGUGGUCAAGUCAUACAUGGGCUCCCCGAACGUGGAAAUUAACGCCAAUUUUACGUCGGAGAUAAGCUACAAAGAGGAUGCCUUACUAGUAACAAUUCACUCCAAGGAAGUGGACUGCUCGUACCUUGGAAACUACACCUGCUUGUUGGUACUCCCAGAAGAAACUUACAAGAACACCACCCAAGUCCAAGCUCUGAAUAAAAAAGAGUCAAAGCCUAAACUGACCAUUUCGACCAGUGUAGUGGAGGACAACACUGCCACCAUCACGUGUUCUAUGGAGCUGAUUGAACCGAACGCCACCAUCACCUACAAAUUUCGUCCGCCUGGUCUGGAUAAGUACUUUAACCUUAGCCUGAGCCCAAACAUUACUAGGACUUGGACAGGGUGUUCUCUCUUGAUUGAGAGCACCCUCACUAUGGUAUCUAAGAUGCACGAUAACGGAUCUGUCUUCAUGUGCGAGGUGACGACAUAUCGUAACAACGCCAUCACUACAUACGUAUCAGAAGCCGAAUUUAACGUCAUUCCAAAAACGUUCUGUAAUGACAAGAAUGCUUACGCCAUUUACCCUCAUCCCUAUGAGACUUGCAAUAGCGUUGUGUAUUGUUAUAUGAACAGUCCACAGGUCUACAAAAUAAACUGUGGGGCCGGAUACUGCUACGACACGACUAAAACUAACUGUGUGAAGGUGGGUUACACGUCAGUUCCUACCACCACCCCUACCGCCAACGCCACCGUGGUGGAGACCCAAACAACGGGACUUCCGUCCGAUUCCAAAGGCACAUAAAAUGCCGGAUAUCUGAUAGGAAAAAUACAUUAUGUAAUCAUUGACGCCAUCUGGCAAUUCUGAAGAAACCCAAAAGUCAAUAGAAGAGAAACUAAUUUUCUCUUUAUCAAUCAUUCCCUAAAAAAAUAAUAUUGAAAAAUGCAUUUUUCUUGGGAUUAAGGUUAUUCAUUGUGUUCAUGACAACGUUAGACUGCGAGUGGUCGCCGUCUUUCAACGAACAGCAGCGACCGUCUUAGAAUGGGCUUCUCGGAUGACAAUGAACGUUCUUGUUUCUUCAAACCCGGAAACGUUAUAGUGAUUAAGUGUAUUAAGGUGAACAUUUUGUGUAAUUUUGUUUAAAUUUAGUUCCUUCUGGACUCCUUCAAAUCUGUUCAUCAACAAGUCGUGUAAUUAAACGUUGAUUUAUAAAGCAGACCAAAGACAACCUGAACAUAAAUGCAAGUCCAAGAAAAGUACAUGGGUGACAUUUAUAGAGGAAAGCUGUGGAAUUCUUAAAAUAAGCACGAAUUAAUCACAGUGAUAGGUAGAAAUUAUGAAACAUCAAUGUCAUGGACCACUCUCAUAUAGACUUUUCUUUUUUACCUUGAUCAUGCAUACCUAAAACUGUUAAUUUAUAUUUACAUACUGUCAAAAUGAAAUCCAACCGUUUUGUAGUCCCUUCAUUAUUAUGUGUUAUGCAUAAAGAUUACUAAACAAAUAGUUUGCACUUUACUUUGUUUUUGCUGUUUAAUAUGUGGCAUCACAUCAAAUAUAUGUCAGGGCAAUGUAUGUAUAAAUGUCUUCUAUCGUCGUA